Lutzomyia longipalpis is the source of this 595-nucleotide messenger RNA. Its product is annotated as thioredoxin-like. Gene Ontology annotation, molecular function: protein-disulfide reductase activity. The coding region runs from base 81 to 503 and encodes 140 amino acids. Gene Ontology annotation, cellular component: cytosol; cytoplasm. The transcript has 3 exons. The record is from RefSeq and is a predicted model, not a curated record. Gene Ontology annotation, biological process: cell redox homeostasis. Lineage: Eukaryota; Metazoa; Arthropoda; Insecta; Diptera; Psychodidae.
UAAUAACGUCAAUCUGUGUUGUUUUUUUUGUGCUCAAUUUGCGUGGUAGUUGCGAUCAAUUUUAUUUACGCAAUAAAAAAAUGUUCCAUUUGACUUCUCGUAGUGUCCACGUGUCCAGGAUUGUGGGACAAGGACGAAAGCUUCUACACACAUCCCGUCCACGAUGGAGCAACAUCUACAAAAUCCAGACGCAGGAGGAAUUCACGGAAAAGGUCACAAAGAGCCCAACACCGGUCAUUGUGGAUUUUUUUGCAACCUGGUGCGGUCCGUGCAAGAUGCUAACACCGAGGAUUGAAUCGAUUAUCCAGGAAAAUGAGGGAAAAAUCUCACUCCUAAAGGUGGAUGUUGAUGAGCAUAGUGACCUCGCAUUGGACUAUGAGGUUUCAUCCGUUCCUGUGUUGGUUGCUUUCAACAAAGGCAAGGAAGCAAAUCGAAUUAUUGGGCUCCAAGAUACUGACAAGCUACGCAAAUGGGUUGGAGAUGUUGUGAAUAAGUCCUCCUAGGAACCAGCUAUAUUGCUUAAUGUGUAGAAACUGUAGAAAUCCUGUAAAAAUUAAAUUCACAAAAUGUUGUAAUGAUUUGUAGUCUCCCCUAA